AUCGCCACAUGCUGCAGCCUGCUGCAUGUAUAUAAACUCCUACAGGGGCAGCCGGCAGGGCCACCAUGAAAUAUCUCACCGACUGCAAGUGCAAGCUCAGUACGUGCUGCACAGCACCUGCACUGCCAAAGGCCAAAGCUAGCUGCUGAGCUCGAUCUGCACCCUGUCAGUGAGUGUCCGAUCCAAGCAGCAGAUAGCAGGAUCGGAGCCAAAAGUAGAGGGAGGGAGCACUAGCGAUAACUUGUAUAUCUCGCGGUGGUAGUGGUACCGGUGCGUGACUGGUAGCCCGCCUAUUGUGUCGUUGUUGCAUUGGUGGUGGUGCUCAGCUCGCUCUUGUCUCCUUACUACCGUCCGUCAUGGCGGCCAACUACCACCACUACCAGAUGGCGGUGCACGCGGCGGCGGCUGCGGCGGCGUGGAGGGAGCCGGACAGCCCGCAGCUGAGCUUCGUGAGCGGGUGCAGCUCCCUCUUCUCCAUCUCCACGCUGCAGGACGACGACGACGACGGCAGACCCGCCGUCGUCAUCGCCGGCCACGCGAUGCCCUCCACGCCCGUCUCGCUCGCGGGGUUCGCCGCCGGCGACGAGGUCGACAUGGAGGUGCAGCAGGCCAGCGGCGACGACCGGCGGAGCAUCAGGAUGAUGAGGAACCGCGAGUCCGCGCUCCGAUCCAGGGCCAGGAAGAGGGCAUAUGUGGAGAAUCUAGAGAAAGAGGUUCGCCGGCUGGUGGAUGAGAACUUGAAGCUCAAGAAGCAGUGCAAAGAGCUGAAACUGGAAGUAGCGGCACUCGUCCUCCCAACCAAGAGCUCACUUCGAAGAACCUCAUCCACCCAAUUCUGAAGGGACAAAGAAACAAACAUGGACAUAUAUAUUUGAUAGUAGUACAAAGUUAAGAGAAGGAAUGAUUGGACUUGUGUGUACAUUUUCAGUGUCAGUGUAAGUGUGUUUGUGUGAAUCAGGGCAAUGGGAGAUAGAUUGGGCAAUCAAUGUGCUAUAGUUUGUAUCUUUUUUAUUCCAUUGACACCUAGAGAAGCCUCAAGCUUGCCAAUCUACCAUUCACAAGUCCAA
Sorghum bicolor (sorghum) is the source of this 1067-nucleotide messenger RNA. RefSeq names its product protein FD. The record is from RefSeq and is a predicted model, not a curated record. Gene Ontology annotation, biological process: positive regulation of DNA-templated transcription. Gene Ontology annotation, cellular component: nucleus. The coding region runs from base 357 to 839 and encodes 160 amino acids. Lineage: Eukaryota; Viridiplantae; Streptophyta; Magnoliopsida; Poales; Poaceae. Gene Ontology annotation, molecular function: DNA-binding transcription factor activity. The transcript has 3 exons.